This is a messenger RNA of Aspergillus tanneri, 1512 nucleotides long. RefSeq names its product SSH4 family protein (gene SSH4). NCBI's taxonomy places the organism in Eukaryota, Fungi, Ascomycota, Eurotiomycetes, Eurotiales, Aspergillaceae. Gene Ontology annotation, molecular function: protein binding. The transcript has 3 exons. The record is from RefSeq and is a predicted model, not a curated record. The coding region runs from base 1 to 1512 and encodes 503 amino acids.
AUGCGGGGACCUGAGGCAUCGGGGCCUGAUGCCCUGUGGGAUGCUCCCUCGACCCUCACCACUUCCCUGAUAAGCACUUCGUCGGGGAAGCCGACCGUAGAACCCGCGCACCCCGUCGCCGAUCCUGAACUGGUUGCCUCUAAUAUUGAACAAGUUCUAUUGUCAAUGUCAGCCCAGAAUCAAGAUGGCGGUCUGGCCCGGGUCAGUGGCAACUCGACCGGCAAGGGGAUUUUGAUCGGUGUUCUCUCUGCUUUUGGCUCGGCGGCAGUCGCGGUGGUUGUCCUAGCGGUUUUCUUCUUUUUUAAAUAUACUCGCCGUGGGAGAAUCAUCCUGGAUCGCAUUGGGCGGCCGGGUGAGUUUGACGAUGAGCAGGCCUUUUUGCGGGAAGAGUCGGAAGCCUUGGAAACUAUGGAUGAUCUGUCGCGGUCGGAGUAUUUGAGGGCCAAAGCAUUCAUCGAGGCCAACCCGCCCGAGUCGAUGCAAACCGAUAUAUCACUAUCACAAUUCCUGGCGAUCCAGGAGAAGGGCGUGUCGGCCUGGGAGUUUCAACCGGAAUUGGAGAUUGCCAACUGCUUUGUUGAGGGCCGGACGGAGAUCGAGUUUUACGAUUCUGAAUGCAGCGUUCAAACCAAUUUGCCAGUUCCAAAGCAGAACGACGUUUACUACUGGGAAGCGAAGAUAUUUGAUAAGCCUGAAUCGACCCUUAUAAGUAUCGGUAUGACGACGAAGCCUUAUCCUCUAUUCAGGUUACCAGGUUUCCACAAAACAUCUGUUGCCUAUCAAUCUACGGGUCAUCGGAGAUACAACCAACCGUUCUUAUCCUCACCUUAUGGCCCGCAGCUUACCCAGGGAGAUGUACUUGGAAUCGGAUACCGACCUCGCUCGGGUACAAUUUUCUUCACUCGCAAUGGAAAGAAACUAGAGGAUGCUGUCCAUGGGCAGAAGGCUCAGAAUUUCUUCCCCACAGUCGGUGCGAACGGACCCUGCACCGUGCACGUUAACUUUGGUCAAAUGGGAUUUGUGUUUAUCGAAGCGAAUGUCAAGAAAUGGGGUCUUGCACCAAUGACUGGCAGUCUAGCCCCUCCGCCGCCAUAUGGGAGUGAGCAAGGUAGUAUUCUUCUUGAGUCUGGUCGGGAAAGCGCUGCUCAGAUUUCCCACCGAGUUUAUCAGGAUGCCGGUAACGCACGGACAAGCUCAACCCUUCGGAUUGCGCCGUCCGCCAGUCCUGGCCCAGUUCACUCCCCGACCGAUAUAUCUCUCGCACAACUCGCCCAUGUUUCUUCAAACGAAGAUUCCGGAGAAGGCUCUAGCCGGCCAAAUGGUGGGGACGGGGAGCAGGCCCCAUUGUUGAAUACACAAGAUGUCGACCAGGGGCCGCCACCAGAAUAUUCGAGUCCGGAUGGUAGCCGGCAGGGUAGCGAGGAUAUGUCGGCGCAAGACCAACCGCCUAUACCUAGCUAUGAUGUAGCCGUUGGCAACCAUGACGAAAGUAGAACGGAUGAGCAUCACUGA